UUAAGCGUAAAUAUUGAGACCAAAAAAUCGGAAUCAUCAGUCGACACGACAGCGUCACUGCAUCAAAUCGCUUAAAUAAGUUCCACACUCCGCACCCUAAACAGUUCAACCUUAUGAGACCUUGAAAUCCACAAUUUUAUAAAUCUUUUUUAAAUACACAUUUUCCUCUUGUUUAGUGCUUCCCAAUAUCCGCUCGUCCGAUCAUGAAAUGUUAUAUAUAAUAUCCUGCUCUCAUCGUGAGCACACUUGAAAUCUGCGACGGGUCAUUGAAAAGCACAGUCUUCGUGAAUCAUAAAUACACGUAAUAUUCAUAAGAUUGGGUGAAUUUCGUUCGCAAUGUCUCCCAUAACAAAGGCGUUGUUGGAUGAAAAUUGUGAUCAGAACGUGAUUGACAAACUAAUUAAAAUCGUGCAAGUUGCUCUCCAAUGUUCACGAGGCGACGAGGACACAUCUUCUUCGUCCAAUCAGACUCUUGUUCUUAACAGUCAGGAUUUAAAGUUUGCAGGAAAACUGUUUGGCCAAUUAGUUAAUGCCAACAAUUCGCUCCUGGAAACGGAGGGAGACUCGUUUGGACCAACACAGAAUGCAACAAACAUUGUCACCUUUAAACCUCGUCCUUCAGAACCAGGUCGUUCUCCACACAGACUCCAACAUUUGGAAAUGAUUAAAGUCGGAGUCCUGAUAUUUGUCAUCUCAAUCAUAAUGCUAACUACCUGUCGAAUGGUAUUUCAGCUAUUUGUCCGAUUUCGGCCUGAGAAACCACAAAUGCAUUGAUGAUUUAGUUAGAAUGCUUUUGUAUUAACUUAAUAUGCUAAGGAAUUAUUUGUUAAUUUGAGUAGGAAAAUUCAAUAGAAUUUCUUGGAAACAUCCCAAUAAAUAAGUUACUCAGAUUUGCUUUUGCAUUCAAUAAAUGUGAAAUCAUAUGAAAUCAUUACAGCUUUUUGUCACUAAAUGAAUAAAAGCCUAUUAUGUAUGUACAAGAUUCA
Folsomia candida is the source of this 986-nucleotide messenger RNA. RefSeq lists its product as uncharacterized. The transcript is spliced from 2 exons. Lineage: Eukaryota; Metazoa; Arthropoda; Collembola; Entomobryomorpha; Isotomidae. The record is from RefSeq and is a predicted model, not a curated record. The coding region runs from base 337 to 774 and encodes 145 amino acids.